Vespula pensylvanica (western yellowjacket) is the source of this 1383-nucleotide messenger RNA. RefSeq names its product U11/U12 small nuclear ribonucleoprotein 48 kDa protein-like. Bases 111 to 1265 code for a protein of 384 amino acids. The transcript has 5 exons. The record is from RefSeq and is a predicted model, not a curated record. NCBI's taxonomy places the organism in Eukaryota, Metazoa, Arthropoda, Insecta, Hymenoptera, Vespidae.
UAUAAGGGAAUUAUUACAUAGUUUGACAUCAGAUUAAGUUAGUUAAUUUAAAUUAUGUUUUUCGGUCUGGUACUUUAACUAUAUUCGUAGAAUUAAAAUAAUUUAUAAUAAUGUUGAGAACUACGUUGGAUGAGAGAAAAAAACAGUUAUUGGAAUUAAACGAUUUCAACAAAAAUAUCAGUCAAGAAAUCGCCAAUAUAACCUCUACUUUAGGAUGGACAGUAGAAAGUAUAUCAUGUGAUAAUAAAAAUUUCUUAACGUGUCCAUACGAUCCAUCACAUCGAAUUACAGAAGAAUGUCUCGACACACAUCUACCUGCCUGUCAAUGGAAAGCAGAAGGUUAUGGAAAAUUCAACAUUCCAUUUCCAGAAUCAGCUUUACCACCAAAUGCUCCAUCGAGUCUCCAGUUGGACGAAGAAUUACAAGAUGAAAUCUUACGACACGCAAAAGAACAAAAUCCAGAAAUGAAAACAGGUUUGGGUCAACGAUUAAUUCCACAUACAUCUGACAGACUCACCUCAGAUUUUACUAGCGAUGAGAGGAAGGCACUGUACGAAUAUGUGAUUGCUCAUACCGUUAAACCUGAUAUAGGUCAUGAUAUCGCUGAUAUAAAUAAACCAAAACCACAAGAUAAAGAUAAUAAAGAAAUGUCUCUUUUGGAAAUGCUUGUACAAGAACGCAAUUUAAAAAGGCGUAGAGCCAAGCAUAGAGGUGUGCACACUAAUAAGAAAUCUCAUAUAGAAAUUCUUAGAGAAGUUAUAAAUCAGCAAAUGGAGAUAUAUACAGAAUAUAUUUUAGAACAAAAAGAUGCUGCUGUAACAAGAAGCGAAUAUAGUUCUGAACAAGACUUAAAUACAUAUUCAGAUAAACAGAAAUUAACUGUAACUAAUCGUUAUGAAAAGCCAUCAGCAUCUACUCACUUCUCUCAGAAUGAAAAGAAUGGUCAACGUAUAAAUACGAUAUAUGAUCGCCGGCAAGAAAGUACGAUAAAUAAAAAUUACUCUGAAUCUAUAAAGUAUAAGAAAUAUGAGAAACGUUUAUCAGAUUCGAAGGAAAGACCAAAACAGACUAAACGAAGUGAACAUAGGCACAGAUCUCGUUCUAGAGAUUAUAAAUCACAUAAAAAACAUAAACAUAAAUCAAAAGAUAGUCACAUAAAGAAAAAACAUAAAUCUCGAUAUCAUGAUAGAUCAUCACAAGAAAGAGGUCAUUCGAAAUAUAGUGAUAUUAGAACAAAGGAUUCAUAUUACACAAAAGAUCGAUAGGUAUUUAUAAUAAUAUGUAUCACGUAAUUUAUUUAUAAUAAUUCAUUUAAGAAUUACAUUUAAGAAAAAGUGUGUUAUCCAUUUGUGUAGAAUAUUAAAUUAAAAUACUCAAAAAAUA